CUUUUGGCUUAGAUCAAGUGUAGUAUCUGUUCUUAAUAGUUUAACCACUAUUAUGAGGGCACCGCCCUCAUUCUUUGGUUAUCAAAUUUUUGCCGCCCUUGUCCUCUCGAGCUCUGCUUGCAACUCGAGGGGUGUGAUGACCUUGCUACUGCACUAUCGGCUUGUGUCGUCGGGGGUUCCUUUUUCGGAGUUCUUGUCUCUUUGCCGAGUUGGUCACUCUGUAGUCUUUUGACUACUUAUGGCCUUUGGCAAACAGAUCAUGCAACUUUGUUUUGUAUUUCGUAUGAGAUCUUAUUCAAUGUAUCGGGUGUAAUUUAGCCUCGGCUAUCCCAAAUAUUGUCGGUAGAAGUGUGCAAGGAGCUAAAUGACUAGGUUUGAGACCGGCCUGGCCUAUAUAA
This is a messenger RNA of Suillus subalutaceus, 398 nucleotides long. RefSeq lists its product as uncharacterized. The transcript has a single exon. Lineage: Eukaryota; Fungi; Basidiomycota; Agaricomycetes; Boletales; Suillaceae. Bases 53 to 232 code for a protein of 59 amino acids. The record is from RefSeq and is a predicted model, not a curated record.